Molecule: messenger RNA, 510 nt
Organism: Priapulus caudatus
Lineage: Eukaryota; Metazoa; Priapulida; Priapulimorpha; Priapulimorphida; Priapulidae
Product: alpha-adducin-like
Cellular component (GO): plasma membrane; postsynaptic density; cytoskeleton
Molecular function (GO): actin filament binding
Source: RefSeq, a predicted model, not a curated record
ACGCCGCCUGGUGGUCGCUUGGAACCGCACCCAUGCUGUAGACGACCUUGUUGCGAGAAGCUCGUGAAAACUGAAGAUAAUAAGGAUAAAUUCCCACAUAAUUUGGUAGUGAGUAGACAAGCGAGAGCGCAGGAGAGACAGGAGGAGCACGGGGCCGACAACCCGAUCGCAUCGCAGACCGCGCCGCCGCCAUGGCAGAAACACAAGUGCAGGCCAACGGAGACAGGUUCAUCGACACGGUCGAUCCGGACGAUCCGGAGUACAUCCGGCAGAUGCAGAAGCCAGCAGUCAUAAAGGAGGACGUGAAGGAGAUGGACAGACGUAAGCGCGUGAACCUGAUCCUCAGCAGCCAGGCGUUUCGCGAGGAGCUGGAGGACAUCAUCUCGAGUCAGAUCCAGCAGGGCCCGCAUCCGGCGAGCCUCAUUGCUCUGCAGCAGAUCUCGGAGCUGAUCCUGCCGCAGGCGCGCUUCAACCAGUCCGUCGGCCGGCCCUCGAACGCGCUCAGCCGAG